Molecule: messenger RNA, 967 nt
Organism: Bemisia tabaci
Lineage: Eukaryota; Metazoa; Arthropoda; Insecta; Hemiptera; Aleyrodidae
Source: RefSeq, a predicted model, not a curated record
AUGUACCCCGUUCUUACUCUAUCCAGACAGAAUCAAAUCGUUCUGCUUGGUUUCCAAAACACUCCUGCAACACUGUUCAUUGGGGUCCCGAUCGUAGACAAACCUCUAGAUUGGCCGAACCUCGUUGAGGAGAGAUGGGACUUGGUGUUUUCUCUGCUCAAGCAACAGUGUAAGAACAAAAUUCAACCCUAUCUGUUGGGCAAUGUCCAUAUGGACACUAUAGCCGAUUUUAUGAGCGUUGCUGAUUUCCAGCGCUUCGCUCGGCCCAUUACCAGGAUGAUCGAAAAAUUCAAGGCUUAUUCCUUGGUUUUGGAAAAUAUCGCGAGGACCUACCAAAACGACCUCCACAACUUGUGGCACAAACUGAAAAAUAAGACGAGGGGCCUCAAGGUCACGAAGGCUCUAAACGAGGUGCGUUUGGCGAUCCAGCUUCUCGGGCAGAAAAUAAUCGACCCCUGUUUCGUCCUAUCCCGUGAUGAAGGGUUCGACUUGAAAGCAGCCCGCGAAGCGGAAGCCCUGUGCCGGGUCUACUGUCGGUUCUUGUCGGUGGGCUUCUCCGUUUUCCCCGGGACCGGCGGCCGGGACUGCAAGAACCUCCUCGGAUCAGGAUACUGCACGACCAGACGACAAACGAUCUGCAGGUGCACGGCCAGGGUGUCCUGCCUGGCGGGAGUCGUCUCCCGCGUCGAGCCCAGGACCAUGGCCAUGUGCAGCAACACCUUGCGGAUAGGCAUCCGGCGCUUCACAUCGCACACGCCGAUCGAUGUGGGUGGCACCACGGUCGAUGUCGAGAGGUCACCGGAGCGCCUUGCGCAUAUGCAAAAGGCCGUGGAUGAAAUCGAGUCCAUGGCUAAGUUAGCGAGGUCAGAUUCCUCGGGUUCUGAUUGGAGGAGUAUCAAGAUAGACUAGAGGUCGAACGUAGUCCGAUGACGCCCUCUCCUCUAGAAGGUAAUUAUUAUCAAGUAGG